Dicrocoelium dendriticum is the source of this 3220-nucleotide messenger RNA. The record is from the annotation of a GenBank genome assembly. Lineage: Eukaryota; Metazoa; Platyhelminthes; Trematoda; Plagiorchiida; Dicrocoeliidae.
CAAAAGCAACCGAUCGUUGGUGUACUCAAUCGAAUCACUAGUCAUCUCGUGGUCGCAUCAAGUUCACAAAGCCCUGCUCAAAGAUUCUGCACAGCCGCUCCUGGAUGGUUUGAAUCCGACACCAUCUGCCGAGAUAGACUUUUGGGAAGCCCAAGUAGCAAAUUUGGAGAAUAUUUUUGACCAGUUGAAUGCACCCAAAGCUCGCCAAUUGGCCCAAAUACUCGAGGGUGCAGAUAGCAACUAUUUUACGCCGUUUAAAGAAAUGUUCAAAUCGGUUGUGGUCGCCUUACGUGAGGCACAAGACAUUCACGUGCACCUGACUUCGCUUCGGCCAUACAUACAGGAACUGGAGCAAGCCGAAUUUGACCAAAUUCCACGUCAAAUUCAACCAAUCUUCCACCUACUGUGCCUAAUAUGGGCCAACUCGAAAUCGAUGAGGAAACCUGGCCGGAUUGUCAUAAUACUUCAAGAACUGUGCAAUCUCAUCAUCGAUCAGUGUCGCACUUACCUGGAUCCAGUGGAAAUACUAAAGGCAGACGCCGAAGAAGCCAUUGCGAAGGUGGAGGAGACCCUGCGAACACUGCAAAUUUUCAAACACACGUAUGAUGAAUACAGAUCAAAGUUGGCGGACUACUUCCGGAACGUAAAGGAUGAACGUGGGAAGGCCGUCCAGCCAGUGUUGUGGGAGUUUAAAACCGAGUUGGCAUUCGGACGGUUUGACGCAUUCACGGAACGAGUCAAAGAAAUUCAGCACUUGAUGGCCACGUACCUAGAGUAUAUGAAGCUCGAGAAAGUAGUUUUUGGUGGAACAUCUGGUCAAUCACUGAACGCCCAAUUACAGGAAAUUUCCGAAAAGUUUUUUCAAGCUUACAAGGUUUUCGGAGAUCGCACCUAUGACACUAUGGAUUCACACAAUGAAGAAUUCACCACAGACUGCAACACCUUCAAAGAUACAGUAAAGGAUUUGGACUAUCGUCUUGCUAAUGUGAUGGGUAAAGCCAUGGAUGACUGCACCUCUGCAGAGCAGUUCUUGAAGCUCAUUGCAAUCCUGGCGAGCUUCCUUGAAAGACCGAUAAUACGGGAUGCCUGCGAGCCAAAGUACCGUCUGCUACUUCAAAUGAUCGAUGAUGAAAUAGAAAUAGCCAAGACCAUCUAUGACCAUCACACUAUGCUUCCCGAGAAACAGGACCCUGCGUCAAUCCCUGGACAGACUUCGAAAUCUGAGCCCUCCAACCAUGACCAUCGCAGUUGGCUCCAUCUUGGUGGUUGGGGCAAGGAUAAACGAAUACGAACAGUAGCAUCGCACGGAAGCGUCCACAAAAAUAUGCCGAGAGUUGCCGGGAAUAUACAAUGGGCCAGUGAAUUAACGAGACGCAUAAGCAUCCCAGUGGAAAUGAUCGGUCAACUGGAUUUACCAUUAUUCCAAAUGAAGAACGGUGAAAUUGUGUGGAAAAAGUACCAGCAGAUGUUGAAACUUUUGCAAGACUACCAAUCGCAUCUAUUUGAAGAAUGGACCAGUGGAGUGGAUGCGACUUGCACUGUCAACUUGUCACAUCCUCUACUGGUGCGUGCACCACAGUCUAAUAUGCUCCGGAUCAACUUCGAUCCUGAGCUCGUUGCUGUGCUCCGUGAGGCAAAAUACUUCCGAAUACUUGGGGAGGAAAAUUUACCGAACGCGGCAGUUGAGCUCUUUGCACAGAACGAAAUGUUGCGCAACUUCAUUGUCAGUUUGGACAUGAGUUGCGAGUGGUACAACUAUUUGUACAUCAACGUCACACCGACAGAAACAGAAUUGAUCCGUGAGGAGCUGGUCGAUUUGGACGAGUACGUAAAGAAGGCAGAGACAAUAAUCUGUUGGAACAGUGAGGGUGCAUGGACUCACAUUCAGCUCGUACAUGACAGAGUGCAGGAUCUACAGCGUCGCGUGGUGCAGGCGCAGGACAACUUGCAACAGCAACGCAACAUCAUGUCGACUUGGUCCAAGCUCCCACUCUUCGAAAGGAAAGAUAGCCGUCGAGACACACUACUCAGCUUAGACGAUCGGGAAGAUCGACGACACAAACGAUACGUUGAAAUCAAAGAAGCGGGCGAGCGCAUUUCCAGUAUACUUGAGGACACCCGCAUACUACUGAAGGCUGAGGAGGGUUCCAGCGGUUGGGAUCGAUAUGUCCUGAUCGUGGACGGCAUUGUGGAAGACGGACUGUGCUCGACCAUUGAAUGCAGUCUAAAUUAUUUGCUGUCAGAAACUGAGGAUCAACCAUCUACGGCAGUGCUGUUCGAGGUAUACAUGGAGCUACAAACCCCCGAUGUUGUGUUCUGCCCAUCGCUGGAUACCACUUCCACAACGGGACUUUACAAACUGAUCGAAGGUAUGGUGGACGAUAUAUACAAACAGGCCCAGUGUAUUCCACGUUUUGCCAGCCCUCUCGGUGGGGAUGAUUACCAAGGAAAAGUGAGCGCAAAUGAAAAUUUAGGCAAAUUGCAACAGAAACUAUUUGAUCGUAUCCAUCAAGCAAUAAAGGAGGCGGUUGCCUACCAAGCUGGCUUCGAUGUAUAUUCCUACUUGUGGAUGGAAGAUCGUAACGAAUGUAUGCAACAAUUUCUCACCUAUGGCCAACUGCUCAGUCCAGAAGAUUUAGACCUUUUGGCUUCCGCUGCCACCCACCCCAAGGGCUCUGGUGAGAGUGGUGAAGAUCCCACUCUGACUGGCCUGACUCCAAAGCCACCCACCCUGGAGCAAUUCAAAGAACAGAUCGACCAUUAUGAGAAGAUUUACAGUGAGGUCGAUGAAUUAGCCACCACAGUUAAAUUCGGCGCUUGGUUGCGUGUGGAUUCGCGAAAAUUCAAACGUGCAUUGCUCAAUGUCAUCAAACGAUGGAGCAUGAUGUUCAAGCAGCAUCUGAUCGAUCAUGUGAUAACCAGUUUGCAGAAUCUUGAUGAAUUUAUCCGAGUGACAAAUAAAAACCUGGGCGUUCCACUGAAGGAGGGCGAUUAUGACAGUCUGGUACACGUGAUGGAGCACCUAAGCAAUGUGAGGGAACGCCAAACGGCAACCGAUGAGCUUUUCGAACCUCUAAAGCAAACGAUUGAAUUGUUGAAGACAUACAAACAAGAACUACCCGACGAAGUACAUAAGCUUCUUGAGGUAAGCCCCAACUUGUCUGUCACCAUUGACGCGAUGGUUGAAAUGCUAGAUAAAGAUGAGCCAUUGGUCAACUGA